GUUGCCUGUCAUCUCCAUGGCACCGGGCAUCGAGCUCGAGAUUCCUAUGCCAGUCAGUUUUUUUUGUUACAGUAUAGAAGUGCGCAGGCGCAUUCGAGAAGGGGAGCACGGAGCCUGCAGAAGUGUGAGUGCUCCUUGGUACAAAGGACCCAUACCAGUCAGACACGGCGCAGCGUUACCAUGAUCUUCUCCAUCCCACCGAUAGAUACCCAUCCCGUCUGUAUCACUUUAACGCCCAUCUUCCAGCAAGUCCGCGAGCCUGACCAUCGCUGCCCGGUCGCAGAAUGCACGGAGGAAAAAGAGGACUGGUGGCACCACAAAACACUUUUUUGGAAAACAUUGUUCGCCGAUCAAGUGAGACAAGUUUCUUAUUGGGCAAUGCACAAAUCGUGGAGUGGCCUAUAGUUUACAGUAAUGACGGAUUCUGCAAGCUGUCUGGCUAUCAUAGGGCUGAGGUCAUGCAGAAAAGCAGUACCUGCAGUUUCAUGUAUGGCGAGCUUACAGACAAAAAGACAACAGACAAAGUCAGACAGACUUUUGAUAACUAUGAAUCCCAUUGCUUUGAAGUGCUGCUUUAUAAGAAGAACAGAACCCCCGUGUGGCUCUACAUGCAGGUGGCCCCCAUCAGCAACGAAAAUGAUAAGGUGGUCCUUUUCCUCUGCACUUUCAAGGAUAUCACUGUCUUCAAGCAGCCUAUUGAAGAUGAGACCACCAGAGAAGAGGGCGGAGUUUCAAGAACUCAUGCUGCAGCGAACCGCCACAACAAAGCAGGAGAAUCUCACGCAACAAGAUGGACCAAGUUUGCCAGGCUAACCAGGGCAUUAACCAAUAGCCGGGGCACAUUGCAGCAGCUGGCGCCCAUUAACAAGACCGAGGUCAGCCACAAGCAUUCGCGACUGGCAGAGGCUCUUCAGCUGGGCUCUGACAUCCUUCCUCAAUACAAGCAAGAGGCUCCUAAAACUCCACCUCAUAUUAUCCUGCACUACUGCACCUUUAAGACCACAUGGGACUGGGUCAUUCUCAUCCUCACCUUUUACACGGCCAUCAUGGUUCCCUACAACGUCUCCUUUAAAACCAAACAAAACAACCUGGUGUGGUUGGUUCUGGACAGCGUGGUGGAUGUCAUCUUCCUAGUGGAUAUUGUGUUGAACUUUCAUACUACUUUUGUGGGUCCUGGGGGAGAGGUUAUAUCUGACCCAAAGCUCAUACGUAUGAAUUACUUGAAGACCUGGUUUGUCAUAGACCUGCUGUCUUGCCUGCCCUAUGACAUCAUCAAUGCCUUUGAAAACGUGGAUGAGGAUCCCAUUGCAGACUCUUCUGCAGUGGGCCACUUACCAUCUACGGCCCACUCGCCACGAAACGCCACACGCACAGAGGACUCAGUGUUACCUGGUCUAAGCAGUCUAUUCAGCUCACUGAAAGUGGUGCGUUUGCUUCGUCUGGGUCGAGUGGCACGCAAACUGGACCACUAUCUGGAAUAUGGUGCUGCAGUAUUAGUUUUACUGGUGUGUGUCUUUGGUCUGGUGGCACAUUGGCUGGCUUGCAUCUGGUACAGCAUCGGCGAUUAUGAGGUCAUCGAUGAAGCCACCAAUAGCAUCAAGACGGACAGUUGGCUUUAUCAGUUAGCUAUUAGCAUUGGCACGCCAUACCGCUACAAUGCCAGUGGCUCUGGCCAAUGGGAGGGAGGUCCCAGUAAGCACACGCUCUACAUAUCUUCUCUCUAUUUUACUAUGACAAGCCUCACCACCAUUGGCUUUGGGAACAUUGCCCCAACUACAGAUGGGGAGAAGAUCUUCUCAGUGGCCAUGAUGAUGGUGGGAUCUCUUCUAUACGCCACCAUCUUCGGAAACGUGACCACCAUCUUUCAGCAGAUGUACACCAACACCAACCGCUACCACGAGAUGCUCAACAACGUAAGAGACUUCCUGAAGCUCUACCAGGUUCCUAAAGGGCUGAGUGAGAGAGUUAUGGACUACAUUGUAUCCACAUGGGCCAUGACCAAAGGCAUAGACACAGAGAAGGUUCUGUCCAUCUGUCCUAAAGACAUGCGUGCCGACAUCUGUGUACACCUGAACCGGCAGGUGUUUAAUGAGCACCCUGCUUUCCGAUUGGCCAGUGAUGGCUGUCUGCGCUCUUUGGCGGUAGAGUUUCAGACCACACACUGUGCUCCAGGAGACCUUAUAUUUCACGCAGGAGAAAGUGUGGACACUCUUUGCUUUGUGGUGUCUGGCUCGCUGGAGGUCAUUCAGGAUGAUGAGGUUAUUGCAAUUUUAGGUAAGGGUGACGUGUUUGGCGACGUGUUUUGGAAGGAAACCACAUUGGCACAUGCGUGCGCUAAUGUGAGGGCACUGACGUACUGCGAUCUGCAUGUAAUCAGAAGGGAAGCUUUACUCAAAGUGCUGGAGUUUUACACGGCCUUCGCCAACUCUUUCUCCCGCAACCUCUUUCUUACCUGCAACCUCCGCAAGCGAAUUGUUUUUCGCAAGAUUGUUGACGUAAAGAAGGAGGAAGAGGAGAGGAGGCAUCAGAAGAAUGAAGUUACGUUAUCCAUCCCCGUGGACCAUCCUGUACGGAAGCUAUUCCAAAAGUUCAAACAGCAGAAAGAAAUGCGUACGCACGGUUCAUCGCAAUCUGAGCUGGACAGGAACCAGUUUCAGGUGGAGCAUCAUCUCCAUCCGCUGUCCCAUCAGCAGCAAUAUCAGUCACAGUACCAGGGUCACCAUCCUCUUCAACUUCAACACGUCACCCCCAUUCAAAAUGGUGCCCCUGGUUCGGGCAAUGGGAACAAUGGUUCUAGUGUUCUGACUGUCUCACAGAUAACCCCGUUCCAAAGCGCGCUGGCCUAUGUUCAGACAGAGGAACCCAAUAGGAGCGAUGGUCAUGAAGCAAUGGAGCUUAAGCCCAGUUUUAGUGUGGAGGACCAGAAUUGUCUAAAGGUUACAAGUCCAGUGAGACCCAGAGGAGGAAGGGGACGAGGCUGGAUGCGCUUCCAAAACGCCACAUCAGGAUCUUCAAUGCUUCCGCUGGAACUGGAGAAGCAGCCUCCCAAGGAAGAAGAGUGGGGGGAUGUGGCAAAGCCAUUGAAUGUGAUUUCUCAGGAUGCCAAGAGCCAGGAAGCCGGGUCUGAUGUAAGUGGUUCAGGUGGAAACGGCAACGGUAAUAGCAAUGAUGAGACAGAUGAAAACAGUGCACUACACAAGACUGAUUCAUGUGACAGUGGUAUCACAAAGAGUGACUUGCGUAUCGACAGAGUGGGUGUUUCACGGAGCCCCUACGAAAGGUGUCCGACGGAAAGGAGUCCGUACGAUCAUCCCAGCCCAGGGAUGGUUGACAUGACACUCCGGGGUCUUCAUUUUCAGCCUAUCCCUGAACAGGGUGUCCUUCAAAACAGCCUGCACGAGGCAAAGCUGGAAUUAAAGGGGGACAUCCAGACUUUAAAUAACCGGCUAGCAGCACUAGAGGCUCAGGUGGGGGAGAUUUUAAGACUACUUUCAUCAGAGAAGAGCAAACCUUCCCCUCCACCUCAAAUACCCACCAAAACCGAACUUGAACGGCAGGACAUCUUUGCUGUUUCACAGCCCGUCUCUCCAGAUACAGAAGAAGACGAUGAACCCUUUUGAAUUAAGACAAAUAGGUUUAUUUAUUAGAAUUGAUAUGCUGGUUUUAUUUAUUACUCGCCUUCCUCUUACUCAGGAAGGAACGGUAAAAACAGAUGAUUCGGGGAAGAAUUAUUUCUAUUGUAAAUACUUGCAUGUCCAGCUGGAAUCUGGCCUGCCAAUGAGAUCUUCUCUAUGGAUAGUAGUUGCUUGUACAUGUAAGGAGUUGGCUGCAUGCAGAGAUCAUUUAAAAGGUGCACUUUUUAGUGCACAUGGGAUCUCCUAACAUAUUUCAGGGCGUUUUCUCUUUUAAGUAAUCAGAUGUGCCAGACAUGUGAUCUACUGUCAGUUAGAAUCAGUCUUGGUUUAGUACCCCAAGCAUUGGUUUAGCACAGCACUAUUCAUAGUGACCUGGCUAUAAAUGGCUAUACAGUCACUUACUGUCACUUUUCUCAAAUAUCCCAAGAUUUCUUCCCAGUUUAGUAUGCAUAAAUAAGCAUAAUGACUGGAAGUGCAGGUUUGCAAGAUGGUUAGCUUAGAUGAUGAAUAAGAUCAUUAAUAUGCAACCCAUUCUCACUCCCCAGGCGUCAAAAUCUGAAGCAUGUUCAAACGCCCUCAGUGUCAGUAUGAAGAUGCGAAGAGUGCCCCUAUGCGUCACUAUAUCAACGAAAUGGGAACUCCGUUGCUUUUAUGCGUAUCCCUCAGCGUCGAUUAACCCUGCAUUCCAGUUCGUUUUUUAUGACCUUCCCUCUUUAACUUCCCUCAGUCUCGGAUGUACGUCAUUGCUUACGUUGUACGAGUGCCCACUACUGCUGAAACACUUGAAGUGGGUUCAAAUUAAUCGCCCUAAGCCCUUGAUCACAUGGAAAGUGACGUCACAAUCAUGUUACAUUGUGGUAUAUGAAGCCUGACGUGUACAUAUGAAGUAGACUCGCUCCCUCGGUCAAAAUCAAGGGAGCGAGGGUCUGUCCAUAUAAACUUCCCUCGUUCACUUGAUGAAGUGGAACGCACUUCAAAAUGGCGACAGGGAUUCCCCCGAGGGGAAGUGUUUAGGGAAGUUUGCGAGUGCGUGUCUAAAUCUGGAGUGGAACACAGCCAUAGACGAAAAGGCAUCCCGGAAGGUGAUGCCGUCACUUUAUGCGAUGUCAACGUAUGCGACGAUCGGCAUGAUCAUGCCGCUUCUGGAUGUUAACUACUAUAUUUUUGUUCCAAAUUUUUUACCAUUGUCGCUUGGGGUGGGUCAAAAAAUUGAGUAGUUACCGUCCAAAAGCGGCAUGAUCCUGCCGAUCAUCGCAUACGUUGAC
Misgurnus anguillicaudatus (oriental weatherfish) is the source of this 4900-nucleotide messenger RNA. NCBI's taxonomy places the organism in Eukaryota, Metazoa, Chordata, Actinopteri, Cypriniformes, Cobitidae. The record is from RefSeq and is a predicted model, not a curated record.